UUUUGAACUUUGAAGGAUUGUUUUGUAAAGGGAAUGGGUUUUGUUUCCUCUUUAGGGUCCUAAACGUUUGAAAACUUCCACAAACACCCCCAAUUCCAAAAAAGUCAAAAGUCAAAAACUCUUGAUCGUCACCAUUAUGUAAGAGCCUUUCUUCUCAAAACCAGCGAAAAUAAAAACAGAAAUCAAAUCAAAUUCAACUUCAAUUCCAAUUUCAAUUUCGUUACAGAAAUUCAAAUGUGCGGCAUCUUCGCCUACCUGAAUUUCGGCGUCAGCCGUGAGCGCCGCUACAUUCUCCAAGUCCUCUUCAACGGCCUCCGCCGUCUCGAGUACCGGGGCUACGACUCUGCUGGCAUCUCCAUCGACGACUCCCUCCCUCCCUCUGCCACCUCAUCAUCAUCAUCAUCAUCUUCAACUUCAAUUUCCUCAUCUCUUCUCGUCUUUCGCCAAGAGGGCAACAUCGAAUCCCUCGUCAAAUCCGUCUAUGAAGAUGUUGCUGCAACGGAAUUAAAUUUGGAGGAGUCCUUUUCUGUUCAUGCUGGAAUAGCACAUACCCGGUGGGCAACUCAUGGAGAGCCAGCUCCAAGGAAUAGUCAUCCUCAGACAUCUGGUGCUGGAAAUGACUUCUUGGUGGUCCACAAUGGAGUCAUUACCAAUUACGAGGUGUUAAAGGCAACACUGGUGCGACAUGGAUUCACCUUUGAAUCUGAAACAGACACAGAAGUGAUUCCAAAGCUUGCCAAGUUUGUUUUUGAAAAAGCAAAUGAAGCAGAAGGUGAUCAGCCUGUCACAUUUAGCCAAGUUGUGCUUGAAGUUAUGAGGCAUCUUGAAGGGGCCUAUGCCCUCAUUUUUAAAAGUAAACACUAUCCAAAUGAGUUAAUUGCGUGCAAGCGUGGUAGCCCGUUGCUCCUAGGUGUCAAAGAAUUAAAUGAAGAUGCAAGCAAUGGAUCCACACUUCAUGAUUCCCAAUUUCUCUCAAAGAAUGGGCAGCCCAAAGAACUUUUUCUAUCUAGUGAUGCCAAUGCUAUUGUUGAACAUACUAAAAAGGUUUUGGUGAUUGAGGAUGGUGAAGUUCUUCAUAUUAAGGAUGGAGGUGUUUCAAUUCUAAAGUUUGAUAAUGCCAAAGGAAGACAUGGUGCUGCUCCUUCUAGACCUUCAUCAGUCCAACGUGCACUAUCCAUUCUUGAUAUGGAGGUUGAACAAAUAAAUAAAGGAAAUUAUGAGCAUUAUAUGCAGAAAGAAAUUCAUGAGCAGCCAGAAUCUGUGACAACUACCAUGAGGGGGAGGCUUAUACGUGGAGGUUCCUGCAAAGCCAAGAGUGUUUUGUUGGGUGGAUUGAAAGACCAUCUUAAAACUAUUAGACGGAGCCGACGGAUUGUUUUCGUUGGCUGUGGUACAAGUUACAACGCUGCCCUAGCUUCAAGACCCAUCUUGGAAGAACUAUCUGAUGUCCCUGUUACUAUGGAAGUUGCUAGUGAUCUAUUGGAUCGGCAAGGUCCUAUAUACAGAGAAGAUACAGCAGUUUUUGUCAGUCAAUCUGGUGAAACUGCAGAUACACUAAAUGCUUUAGAAUACGCUUCAGAAAAUGGUGCAUUGUGUGUUGGCAUAACAAAUACUGUUGGUAGUGCAAUAGCUAGGCAUACACAUUGUGGGGUUCAUAUCAAUGCCGGUGCUGAAAUUGGUGUAGCAAGCACCAAGGCAUAUACAAGUCAAAUAGUAGUGAUGGCCAUGUUGGCUCUUGCAAUUGGAGGUGACACUAUAUCUAAUCGAGCGAGAAGGGAGGCUAUAAUAGAUGGCCUAUGUGAUUUACCUAACAAAGUUAGAGAGGUCUUAAAGCUUGAUGCUGAAAUGAAGGAACUUGCAAAACUAUUGAUUGCUGAACAGUCACUUCUCGUCUUUGGGAGAGGAUACAACUAUGCAACAGCGUUGGAAGGUGCUUUAAAAGUGAAAGAAGUAGCACUUAUGCACAGCGAAGGGAUUCUUGCCGGUGAAAUGAAACAUGGUCCUUUGGCGUUAGUUGAUGAAAAUCUUCCUAUUGUUGUAAUUGCUACUCGUGAUGCUUGCUUCAGUAAGCAGCAAUCUGUUAUUCAACAACUUCAUGCUCGCAAAGGUCGCCUAAUAGUUAUGUGUUCAAAAGGAGAUGCUGCAUCUGUGUGCCCCGGUGACUCUUAUCGAGUAAUUGAAGUUCCUAUUGUUGAGGACUGUCUUCAACCUGUAAUUAACAUUGUUCCAUUGCAGUUACUGGCAUAUCAUCUUACCGUGCUAAGAGGUUACAACGUUGAUCAGCCUCGGAAUCUUGCAAAGAGCGUGACGACCCAGUAAAGAAGCGUAUUCGACAAAUCUCAUGAUCAUAUUAUGAUUCCUAAUCUUGUAUAGAAGUAGUAGAAAGCUUACCCACAUCCAUAUGAUUUUUCGACCUCAUUCUCACCUCAAUAUUCGUUAUUCAAUUAUGUUGAGAGGUUGUACAAUUCAGAAAAAUACUAGGCAUAUUGAUGAUGGAGGUGGAGAAUGGCUUGUGAAAUUAUGUGUUAUCAGAAUCUGGAGAUUGCAUUUUAGAAAGACAGUAGUUUGAAGGCUCUGAUUUACAUGCUUUGUGUUAUAGGGGAAAUGAUGAAUCACUCUUAAUUUAA
This is a messenger RNA of Pistacia vera, 2627 nucleotides long. Its product is annotated as glutamine--fructose-6-phosphate aminotransferase [isomerizing] 2. Gene Ontology annotation, molecular function: carbohydrate derivative binding; L-glutamine:D-fructose-6-phosphate transaminase (isomerizing) activity. The transcript has 12 exons. The record is from RefSeq and is a predicted model, not a curated record. Gene Ontology annotation, biological process: fructose 6-phosphate metabolic process; UDP-N-acetylglucosamine metabolic process; protein N-linked glycosylation. The coding region runs from base 235 to 2319 and encodes 694 amino acids. Lineage: Eukaryota; Viridiplantae; Streptophyta; Magnoliopsida; Sapindales; Anacardiaceae.